AACAAUCCCUUUCUAUAAGCCCGGUUCAUAGGCCCAUUCCUUGCUGCUUCUCGUUUCUCCGUUUCAUACUCCGGUUCGUUUGUAUCUCUGAUCAUAAUCAAUCAGGCGUUGAAUCAAAUUUCGUUUCGCACGAAGAUGCUCAGUAUUUCGUGCACAAUUAUUCAAAAUCCCAGCUGAUAAAGGCAUGCCCAGCAGCGUUACUAUCGUUACUUUAAUCAGGAAACGACUGGGCUCAAAAGGGUUCUCCCAAAUUCGACACUUUUCAGUUAUCAACCCAAGAAAAGCACCCGAAAACGAGCAGGAGUCAGCGAUUGAACCGCCAAUUCAUGAAGACAUUUUCAAAUCCGGUCAGAAAUUGGGUUCCUUUAGAGUGGGUGAUUCGACAUUUUACACCCUCAUUGAGAACUUCGCAAAAACAGGAGACUUCAUAUCGUUGGAGAAGGUUUUUAGCCAAAUGAAGCGUGAAAGAAGAGUGUUUAUAGAGAGAAAUUUUAUAUUAGUAUUCAAAGCUUACGGGAAAGCAAAAAAACCGAUGAAAGCCCUAGACUUGUUUGAUAAAAUGUGGGUCGAGUACCAAUGCAGACCAAGUGUUCGAUCAUUUAACUCAGUGAUUAAUGUAGUCAUACAAGAGGUCUUAUGUAGAUUAGACCUCAUUGACAGAGCUAUCCAGACCUUCAGAGAGAUGCCACUUAAAAAAUGCACCCCAGAUGUGUUUACAUAUUGCACUUUAAUGGAUGGAUUAUGCAAAGAAGAUAGAAUCAACGAAGCUGUUUGUCUCUUGGAUGAAAUGCAAGUCGAAGGUUGCUUCCCAAAUGCUGCAACCUUCAAUGUCUUGAUUAAUGGUUUGUGCAAGAAAGGUGACUUAUCACGUGCUUCUAAGGUUGUAGAUAACAUGUUUCUCAAAGGGUGUGUCCCAAAUGAAGUAACUUACAACACCCUUAUACAUGGUCUCUGCCUAAAGGGUAAAUUAGACAAAGCUGUUAAUCUUUUGGACAGAAUGGUUAAGGCUAAAUGUGUCCCUAAUGAUAUUACAUACUCUACAAUCAUCAAUGGGUUAGUGAAGCAAGGAAGAGCUAGUGAUGCUGCAUCUAUGUCAAUCUCUCUUGAAGAAAGAGGACUUCCUGCAAAUCAUUAUGUUUAUUCAACACUUAUAAGUGGUUUAUUCAAAGAGGGGAAACCCGAAAAGGCGAUGAAUUUAUGGAAACAGAUGAUUAGUAAAGGGUGCAAACCGAAUACUGUGGUCUACAGUACUCUGAUAGAUGGUUUAUGUAGAGAAAUGAAACCAGAUGAAGCUAUGGAUGUUCUUGACGAAAUGAAAAAGAUAGGUUGUGAGGCGAAUGCAUUCAUAUACAGCUCCCUGAUGAAGGGUUUUUUCAAAAAAGGUGACACUGAUAAAGCUCUUGAGAUAUGGAAAGAAGCUGAAAGUCAAAACUGUGGUCAAAAUGAGGUUUGUUAUAGUGUAAUCAUUCAUGGACUAUGUAACAAUGGGAAGGUGAAAGAAGCUACAACAUUUUGGGAGAAUAUGUUGUCAAAAGGGUAUAAACUUGAUGUUGUUCUUUACACUUCUCUGAUUCAUGGGCUAUGUAACAAUGGGUUUCUUGAAGAAAGUUUGAAACUUUUUAAUGAGAUGAUUUGUGAAGGUUCUGGGAUUCAACCAGAUGUAGUGACUUACAACAUUCUUUUUGAUUGUUUGUGUAAGAAUGGUUUUGUUUCACGUGCUAUUGAUUUGCUAAAUUGUAUGAUUGAUCAAGGGUGUGAUCCGGAUUUGGUUACUUGUAAUAUAUUCUUGAAAAUGAUAAAAGAUGGGAUGGAUGAUGUCGAAGAUGGGAGUGAGUUUCUUGAAGAACUUGUGGUUAGGCUUCAUAAGAGAAAACGGGUUGUGGGGGCCACAAAGAUUAUUGAGGUGAUGAUUGGAAAAUAUUUUAUGCCAAAAGAAUCGACAUGGGAAAUUGUUGUUCAAGAUGUUUGUAAACCGAAGAGGAUUCGAGCUGCUAUUGAUAGAUGUUGGAAUGAUCUUUAUGUUCAAUGAUAGAGUUGAUUGAUUUGUAUUUUCUUGUUUUUUUUUUUUGCUCUAUUUCAUCAUUCAUUGUUGUAAAAUAUGCAAUACAAACC
Lactuca saligna is the source of this 2112-nucleotide messenger RNA. Lineage: Eukaryota; Viridiplantae; Streptophyta; Magnoliopsida; Asterales; Asteraceae. The record is from the annotation of a GenBank genome assembly.